AUUUUUCUUGUCUCUGUGACUAUUAUUGCCGACUGUGCAAUCUUGUUGAUAUAAAUCAUGAAGCUCAUCGUCGCCGGCUCGACUGGCUUUGUCGGCACUGAGAUCGUCCGCCAAGCCCUUUCUCAUCCUGCUAUCACAUCGGUCGUCGGCCUCGCUCGUCGCCCUACUCCCACGCCGCAUAAUGCCGAUCCCGGAAUGGAUACAACGAAGCUCAAGUCCGUUGUCUGCGAAGAUUUCAUGAACUAUACCGACGACGUCAAACAAGAGCUAGCUGGAGCCGAUGCUUGCAUUUGGCUUGUUUCCGUCACGAUUACCCGUGCUAGAUCGGUGACUCAAGAGAAGGCGCGUGAGAUCUGCCUCGAAUAUACCAUGACAGGACUGGAUACCAUAUCUGAGCUCUCUACGAGCAAGCAAUUCCGCUUUAUCUAUACCAGUGGCGCCAAAUCCGAGCGAGACCCUACCAGGGCUCCUUGGCUGAUGAGAGACUACCUCUUACUUCGCGGUGAGGUUGAAACUCGUGUCCUCAAUUAUGCCAAGGACUCUGGGAGCGAUGUGGAGGCAUGUGUGGUUAAACCCGGGCUGGUUGAUGGAGAGACGGGGAGGAUAGUAAGGGGCUUGCAAACGGUUGGUUGCUAUAUGAUUAAUAUGCCGAGAGUGGAAGUUAGUGACCUAGCGGCGGCGUUGCUACAGCAAGUAGUGGAAGGGUUUGAUAGUGACACGCUGCUUUAUGAGGAUCUCGUUAGGAUAGGGCAAAAGGCUCUCGCAGACUAAUAAAAUAAUACAGAAAUCUCCAUAAUAGUAUUAUAAUUCUUUACCG
Pseudogymnoascus verrucosus is the source of this 817-nucleotide messenger RNA. RefSeq lists its product as uncharacterized. The transcript has 3 exons. The record is from RefSeq and is a predicted model, not a curated record. Lineage: Eukaryota; Fungi; Ascomycota; Leotiomycetes; Thelebolales; Thelebolaceae. Bases 58 to 771 code for a protein of 237 amino acids.